Molecule: messenger RNA, 273 nt
Organism: Arctia plantaginis
Lineage: Eukaryota; Metazoa; Arthropoda; Insecta; Lepidoptera; Erebidae
Source: the annotation of a GenBank genome assembly
AUGGGUAAAGCAUACAGUAAACAGGAGGAGAUUGUAAUCGCCCAAAAUGGUGCAAAUAGCGCAAGUAACAGUUCUUUGGAGCAAAGGAUUGAAUUAUACGGACUUGUUAUGGCAAGUUCACUAGCGAUUAUAUUUAUCGUUGCAGUAUGGAUUGUGUUCAAAAGAUGUCAUAUUGGGGCAAAGAAGUGGGCUCGUAAGGAGCUCAUCUCCGCAGUAUCGUUGAGCCAGGUGGACAAAGCCGCUCAACAGCCUGCUACUGUUCCCUAUGUGUGA